AUGCCUACCAACCGAAGUUGGAUGAAGGCGCACCGGCGCUCUGCAGAGUUUCGAAGUGGCGUUGAUGAGUUCGUUGCGGUAGCAACGAACCACGUGAAUUCUGACGGACUAGCUCGAUGCCCAUGCAUGCGGUGUUUGAAUGUGAAUUUUCACACACCUGCAACUAUAAGGGUUCAUUUAUUUCUCAGCGGGAUCCAACCUUCGUACAAUCCCUGGUAUUUCCACGGGGAGACUUUUUCUCAGCCCCCAGUUGAACUUCCUGAAAAUGACGAAGAGGAAAUGGCAGAUGUGUUGGCGGACAUGUUAAGAGGGGACCCUGGGUUUGACGAAUCUGCUAACACUACUGAUUCUUUCAAUGAACCCCCUAUCAAUGACAACAACAAGUUUGAUGACUUGUUUAAGGAGAUGGAGGCCGAGUUAUAUCCAGGUUGCAAAAAAUCAGCCCUCAAUGCACUGGUAAAGCUUAUGCACUGUAAGGUUUUGAAUAGGUGGAGUAACCACUCUUUCGAUAUGUUGCUGUCCAUCUUGGUUGAUCUAUUUCCAGAGGGGACAAAAUUACCGAAGUUGCAUUAUGAGUCGAGGAUGCGAUUGCGUAAUCUAGGUUUGGGUUACGACUCAAUAGAUGUGUGCAAGUAUAAUUGUGCUAUUUUCUGGAAGGAGAAUGAGAAGAAGGAGUUUUUCCCUGUAUGUGGCGAAUCACGAUGGGUGAAAAGAAAGGGUAAGGAGAAAAAAAUUCCUCACAAAGUUAUGCGUUACUUCCCAUUCACACCGAGACUAAAACGAUUAUAUUGCUCAAGACACACUGCGGAGGAUAUGCGGUGGCAUUACUCGCAGAGACCAAAAGAAGACAGUGUGCUUAGGCAUCCUGCGGAUGCUGAAGAAUGGAAGCAAUUUGACUGCCUUCAUCCGUCUUUUGCUGUUGAACCUAGAAAUGUCAGACUGGGAUUGGCGACUGACGGUUUUAAUCCAUUAGGCAACAUGAGCAACUCUUACAGCCUGUGGCCAGUUAUUUGUGUCCCAUAUAAUUUGCCACCGUGGAAGUGUAUGAGUUCUGAAUCGUUGUUGUUGGCCUUAUUAAUUCCAGGUCCAUCAUCUCCUGGGAAAGACAUAGAUGUAUUCAUGAGACCGUUAAUUGAUGAACUGAAACAGUUGUGGGAGACGGGUGUUGAAACCCGAGAUGCCUACAACGGAACUGUGUUUUCAAUGCAUGCGGCAAUGUUGUGGACAAUAAAUGAUUUUCCUGCUUAUGCUCUAAUGUCUGGUUGGAGCACAAAAGGGUAUAUGUCGUGUCCCACUUGCAAUGAACAUACUCCUUCCAUUGGCCUAAAUAGUAAGAUUGGAUAUGUUGGCCACAAACGUUUUCUCGAAAUGAGUGGUCCGAGAAGGAGAAGCAAAAAGUACAAUGGUAAGCCUGAGAAGAGAGCACCACCUCUUGUAUUGACGGGGGAUGAUAUUUUAUCUCAAUUAGACCGAAUUCCAUUGAGUUUGCUUGGAAAACACAAACAGCUCGGGGGUGUGAAACGGAAGCGUUCUAGUGAAGAGCUAAGUCUAAAAAAAGUAUUUUUUUUGAGCUCGAGUACUGGAAGUCAAAGUCCUUACGACAUAAUCUUGAUGUAA
Cannabis sativa is the source of this 1617-nucleotide messenger RNA. RefSeq lists its product as uncharacterized. The record is from RefSeq and is a predicted model, not a curated record. NCBI's taxonomy places the organism in Eukaryota, Viridiplantae, Streptophyta, Magnoliopsida, Rosales, Cannabaceae. Bases 1 to 1617 code for a protein of 538 amino acids. The transcript has a single exon.